This is a messenger RNA of Maniola jurtina (meadow brown), 1315 nucleotides long. RefSeq lists its product as uncharacterized. Bases 148 to 441 code for a protein of 97 amino acids. The record is from RefSeq and is a predicted model, not a curated record. Lineage: Eukaryota; Metazoa; Arthropoda; Insecta; Lepidoptera; Nymphalidae. The transcript has 2 exons.
AAAGUGACAGCAUUGUUUGGCGUUGUUGGUUGUUUUUGUAUGGAUUAUUCUUGGACAAAACGAAAAUCGAAAAUCAACUAAACUACCAAAUAAAUCGAGUCAAAUCAAAUAUUGAAAUAAAAGAAAUAACAAAUACGAACUUCCAGCAUGGCAGACGACUUCAUUCCACUAAACCAAAGCACCCCUGUGCAAGCAAGGUGGCAAGGCCAAGGCAAAACCCAAAAUAAUCAGAGUGGAUAUCAAAACAAUUGGCAACAAAGGAACCAGCGGCGACGUGGACAAUAUAACCGAUGGGGAAAUAACUCUCAAUAUAACAAUAGCUUUGGGAGUGACUGCAACAGCAGUAGCUAUGGCCAUGACAACAAGAGCAACAUCGAUCCUUACCUGCAUCCGUCCAUGUUGAAAGACCCAUGGGAACACUUGAGGCAACAAAAACAAUGACAAGGCUAGACCAUUAAAAGUUUAUACUAUAAGGACUGCAUAGUUUUAAACAUAAUUUUUAAGAUUGGUGUAGUUAUUUUAUUUAAUGAUGACUAUGUUUGAGUGAGUGCACACAUACUUAUUGUUAUGGUGUGGUUGGCACUCAGUCUCAAUCGCAAUAUGGUUUACUAUAGGCACAAAUGUGUGAAUGCUUGUGGGUAUAUUUAUUACUGCACCCAAGGCUGAACUGUCAUCAUGAAAUAGAACAUCUUUAUCUUUGUUUGCAUAUAAAUUUUAAAACUGAAGGCUUAUUGGUGGAGAGUUGAAGGGAAGUGUAAUGUUUUCUAAAAUAAUAUUUUAAAUAUUAUUUCAAAGUAGCUUUAUUCUCGUGAAUUUGUCCGCAUGGACUAUACAAAUUUCAAACCCCUAUUUCACCCCAUUAGGGUUUGAAUUUUUAAAAAUCCUUUUUUAGUGGAUUACAAAUUCAUAAUAGCUAUCUGCAUGCCGAAUUUCAGCCCAAUCCGUCCAGUUGUUUUUGCUGUGCGUUGAUAGAUCAGUCAGUCAGUCAGCUUUUCCUUUUAUAUUUUUAGAUAAUGUAAAAAUUAUCUGAAGCAAAAUUACUUUAUUCAAAAUAAGUUUGUAAUCAAAUCUGCAAGACUGUUGGCAAUAUUAUGUCUUUGGGAGCCUAUUCUUGUACUAUUUAUUGACUAUGACAGCCAACAAGCAUUUUUGUAGAGUCUUCUGCUCUUGCACAUUUUGUAUUUUUUAUCUUACUGCGAAUUUUAUACCCCAUGUAAUAUGAAUGUAACAUAAUAUGGUAUAAUGUCAUCGAACCAUAUUUAUGUUUAUAAAAUAAAAUAAUUAAUGUGAUUCUGUAAAUAAAUAGUUAAGUUUU